AUCUCCUUCGCCAACGCCGUGGCCUCCAUGGGUAUCAGCCUGGCCACGCUGGUGGGCACGCCGCUGUGCAGGUUUCUGUUGGACGAGUACGCCCUCCGCGGGACCCUGCUGGUGUUUGCAGCCUUCAGCAUGAACGCUUUUGUGGCCUCUUUGCUUUUCAGACCCAUCUCGGGGUACGACCUGACCACCACGAGCGUCGUUGUGAUAGACGAAGAAGGCAUUGAAACAACGGACAAUGAUCUACUCUCCAAUUCUAAGAGUCGUGUCUCUACUGAUAUGGACCACCUAACCACGUUGGAUGACACAUCAGAGGAAAUGACAACGGGAAGAGGCAUCAUCAGUAAUGAUCACAGAGAACACGCAAGUCGCACUGACGUACAACUCAACAACAAAGGAAGUCUAAAAGAUUUACCUCAGAGAACCGUUGGAAUUUCUGGCGCGCUUUCUAAAUCUCUUAACACAUUACUUUCUUCAAGAAAUCUUAAAUACAUGAGUACACCCAAUCUUACGGUGUCAACACCACAACUCAGCGAGCCUCUCCUCCACACUAACCACCACAUGCGUACAGUGAGUAGGCGAUCGGCUAGUACAGACAUAAAUCAUGUGGAUAUUUCAGAUGAAGAAAGACAAGGGUCACUUAGAUCACGCCGGAACUUGUAUGUCUCUUGUUUCCAAAAGGUGAAGUCAGCAGUGCUCAAUUCCAUUCUCACAAACCCUAUCGCCGUCGUCCUGAUUAUCGCCGGGGGUAUCGGUCAUCACACGCAGACCUCGCUGACCUACAUUCCAGCUGUCGGUCAAGAGAACGGUCUGACCGACUACCAGGUGUCCCUUCUGCUCACCGUAACAGGUGUCAGUGACCUCGUUGGCAAGUUCAGCCUUGGCCUUGUGGCAGACACGAAACGCAUACCGCGUGUGUACAUCGUGGCCACAACACAACUGACGGCAGCCGUCCUCCUUCAGGUAAUCCGCUUCUUCCAAGGGUUCGGGCUGAUGCUGGCUCAUCAAGUGAUGUUCGGCUACACCCUGGACGUCAUGCAGACCUUCAUGCCUGUCCUUGUGGGCGACUUUCUGGGCGUACACUACAUCCCAUCUGUACUGUCCAUCUACUUCCUGCUCAUGGGCGGCGUUCACACCACGGACCACCUGAUGAUGGGCAUAUUCAAGGAUAAAUACGACUCGUUCUAUCCAGGCUUCCACUACAUGGGCGGCUUGAUCCUCCUCAGUACUACAUUUUUUCUCCUUCUGCCAUUCCUGUCGCGAUGUACUAAGCGGUAUCAGAAAACAGAAACUACGGUGUGAAAAAGAUACAUAUCGUCGCCCUUGUGAUAAAACUGGCUUACUUUACAUAUGUUUACUUUUGUCAGCUUCUGUUACCCUGCGGUACAGAGGGGGAGAAACAAAUGUCUUACUCUCUUUACUGAGUAUCAUUUUUAUUAUUAAAUUUAACGAAUCGACAGUAAAUCACCCAGGUCAUGUGGUCAGUCAAAGACAGGUCUGAAUUUUGACUAACAAUGCUCCGAAACUAAAUUGAUUGUUUGCUUCUCUAGUAAAAUGUACUCAGCAGGGGUUAUCCAUGGUCUUUUCACAAAGGCGACUAUAUCAUACGUUUCAUAAUGUGAGGCGCCCUCUCCAUCCUCUACUGUCACAGACAGAAACAUUUAGUGAACUGCCGAAAGGCCCCGAUGCACUCUGAGCCUAUCGUGAGAAGUAGACAUUGAUUGUAAAUGCUCAAGUCUCCUAUUGGCACCGUUUAGACAAUUUAGCAGGCGGGCCGUAACGUCCACUCUGCCUGUUUGGGCCAAGCUGCCAUGGGAGGAAUACAGAGCAUUCCAGCAAAAAGACGGGAGAUACCCAAAAAUGUACCUUUCCCGCAAGGGAAUCCCUGACAUGACUUUAGUUCGCAAGGCGACAAAACUAACCACUACAGCGCAUACACCAUUGACAAGCAUGUAGUAAGUUGGAGAAGGUGCUUAUUCGCCUAAUUUUUAUUGAGACACAUAAUUUUUCAGAGUUGAAAGCAAAAGCGUACAGAGACGACCUUUCAGCCAACAGCAAAGAAUAAAGACAGACAGAAAAAAGUAACAAACCCUGUGGAUUUCGCGUAAACAGCAGGCAAGGCCUGCUACGAGCAAUGCAUACUAUAUUCUGAAUGUAUGCGACCCAGCCACUUAUUUUCGUGGUCAUGCGCUGUUGAAGCGUAAGUGAGUAAGUGAGUGAGUGAGUGAUCAUUCUUUCAAGAACUAUCUGACGCUGUGGUGUGGGACUUGUUGGUAUACAUAUGUAAAUAAAAAAGUGAUACAACGCAAACAG
This is a messenger RNA of Aplysia californica (California sea hare), 2310 nucleotides long. Its product is annotated as monocarboxylate transporter 12. Gene Ontology annotation, biological process: transmembrane transport; monocarboxylic acid transport. The record is from RefSeq and is a predicted model, not a curated record. Lineage: Eukaryota; Metazoa; Mollusca; Gastropoda; Aplysiida; Aplysiidae. Gene Ontology annotation, molecular function: monocarboxylic acid transmembrane transporter activity.